AUGGCUGGUGAUACCAACUCCUCAUCUUCAGCUAACCCAUCGCUGCUGCCCGCGACGUCGUCGAGAUGCCUGACGCACGGCAUCACCGCGACGCACGACUACAAGGUGACCAACUUCUCGCUGCUCGUGGGCAUCGGCCAGGUCGUUGCCUCGAGUACCUUCAGCGCCGGCGGGUGCGACUGGAGCAUCAGGUUCUUCCCCGACGGCUACGACGAGACUCCUGAAGAGGAGGCAGCCUCUUUCACGGCGGUCUACCUAUGCCUUGUGGCCGGACCGGCCGGUACCAGGGUCAAGUUCAAAUUCACUCUGCUCGACGACAAAGGUCGCCGAGUGUCGACGAGGACAGGGAAGAGGCGGAAGAAGAGAAAAGGGACCGCCGACUUGACGAGAACCGAAACCUCCACCUACGCCCGUGCCGGUGCCAUGUGGGGCACGAACACGUUCUUUGACAGAUCCCUGCUGGAGGGGCUGCUGCGGGACUCCAACGACAGCUUCACGAUCCGGUGCGCCAUGUCUGUGAUACAAACGCACACGGAGGACGACGCCGUCAUCGAGGUCCCGGAGUCGGUCCUCCGCCACGACCUGGCGCGCAUGCUCAGGGACGGCGCCGGCGCCGACCUCUUCGGCGCCAUGAAGGAGGCCCAGCAGGGCGGGGACGGCGCGCGGUGCGUCAUCAAGGUGGACGACAUGGAUCCCGCCGCCUUCGCGGGGCUCCUCCACUACAUCUACACGGACUCGCUCGCCGACGACUGCACCGCGGGCAGGGUCGUGGCGCCGCAGCACCUGCUCGUGGCCGCGGACCGGUACGGGCUCGAUAGACUGAGGGUGCUGUGCGAGGCGAGGCUGUGCGGCUGGAUCGACGUGCAGUCGGUGGCGACCACCUUGGCGUUGGCCGAGCGGCACCAGUGCGUCAAGCUCAGAGAAGCUUGCCUGAGGUUCCUGUCCUGGCCGGACAUGCUCCGCGCUGCCAUGAAAACGGAGGGGUUCGGCCAUCUCAUUGCGAGCUACCCUUCGGUUGCCAGCGAUAUCUUGGACAAGGUCGUCUCGGCAAGAGUUGAUGAUCAUUGA
Molecule: messenger RNA, 1068 nt
Organism: Miscanthus lutarioriparius
Lineage: Eukaryota; Viridiplantae; Streptophyta; Magnoliopsida; Poales; Poaceae
Source: the annotation of a GenBank genome assembly